Molecule: messenger RNA, 1998 nt
Organism: Pocillopora meandrina
Lineage: Eukaryota; Metazoa; Cnidaria; Anthozoa; Scleractinia; Pocilloporidae
Source: the annotation of a GenBank genome assembly
CUGAUUCUGUAUCAUUUCCAUUCCCUAGAUAAUUCCGAAGAUAGUCCAGAAGUCCGCUUCAUAUGCGGAACAGCUGUUCCACUCAAAGUUGAGCUUCCAACCCAAAUUCCUGUGGGACUUCAACUCAUUGGAGCAAAAAUAAAGUCAGGAAUUCAUCAUGCCGUACUGUGUUCUUGCUCAUCGAUUACCAAGGGUACACGAUAUGGUCCUUACAACGGAACGGCAGUUAAACCGUCAGAUACCGCCAAUGGUGGUGAUACCGCUUUUAUGUGGGAGGUGAGAAAUGAAUGAAAGGUUACAGAGUACACUAAAAGAACACAGGGAUUCUGAUUUUCUCUUGCUCUUCGUAGAUGAGUUAACAUAACAUAUACCAUCAACUGACCUUGUUUGCAAAAUAUCUAUUUUUACCGUUCGUGUGAGGUUUUGUUUUUCAGAAGGUUGUUUUAUUGUCGUAUCAUUCAUGGAAUGUAAUUUUCGCUUUUUAAAGCCCCAGGGGCUCCCUGGUGAAGUUAUGAGGUUUCAAGCGUUCGUCGAAGCCAAUAAAUGAUAUUUCGCUUUGAGGAAGGGCUAACGUUCGAAACUUCAGAUUCAGAAAUUAUUUUGGGUGACCAAUUUUCAUUAUCAACUCUACCAAAUUAUUAUAAAUUAUUAUAACACCAAAUUAUCUCGUGCAUGACCGAGUUUCGAAUUACUUCACAAGAAUGUUAAACGCUCAUUUAAUUGGUUGACCAAGUAAGAAGUCAUGACGUCACGUCCAUAUGAACCACAGGACAAGGGGAACAGUAGAUGCCUUGAUUUACCAAAGUAUCACGCUAAAACGUGCAUUACGAAAGAAUUCCUUUGUUUAUGACCACAAAACCUUGAAUUUUUGUCACAUUUUCACAAGGUGUUCAGUGACAGGGGACUCAGCCAUUAUAUUGAUGGAAAAAACGAACGCGAAAACUGGAUGAAGUUUGUCAACUGUGCUAGACAUGAUGGCGAGCAGAACCUAGUGUUAGUUCAAGAUGGCGACCAGAUAUUUUACGAGUGUUGUCGGAAUAUUUCGAUGGGUGAAGAGCUGCUGGUUUGGUACGGUGAUUGCUAUUUCCAGACCAUGGGUAUUCCCGUCGGACUCAAAAUUGGUGCCUCAAAGAAUGAAAUUAAACAAAAGGAGUUGACAGGUACGUUAAACAGCGAUGUGGCGGAUACUGACUAUUCACUCAAUUUCUCUUUUUUUUUGCGCUUUAUCUUAUGAUUAUGUUAGAACCAAUGGUAACUAAGAUCACCAGGGUUAAUUGUAUCAUGUUUCUAAAUAACCCUUAUCUAUUUCCUUAUUGCUCAUCAGAUCCGUCAACUGAAUAUUCAUGUGAACGUUGUGGUAAAGUGUUUGCCUACAAAUAUUACCGUGACCGCCACCUUAAAUACACCCGAUGCGUUGAUCAAGGCGAUCGUAAGUUCCCGUGUACUGUCUGUAAUCGAUCCUUUGACAAACGGGAUCGGCUUCGUAUCCACGUCCUCCAUGUUCACGAAAAGCACCGUCCCCAUCAGUGCACAGAGUGUGGAAAACGCUUCUCUCAGUCAUCCAGCCUCAAUAAACACAUGAGGGUUCACAGCGGAGAAAGACCUUACAAGUGUCCGCAUUGUGUUAAAGCGUUUACCGCUUCCUCCAUUCUCCGGACACACAUUCGUCAACACAGCGGAGAAAAGCCGUUCAAGUGCAAGCACUGCGAACGUGCAUUUGCGUCACAUGCAGCACAUGACAGCCAUGUGCGCCGCACCCACACGAAGGAAAAGCCUUGUGUUUGUGAAUAUUGCGGCAAGGCCUUUGCACAAUCUUACGAACUUAAGUUUCAUAUCAACAUGCACACAGGAGCCAAGCCCUACACCUGUGAGAAGUGUGGCAGGGCAUUUUCAAGUCCUUCAUCACGUGACCGACACCGCGCUAAUUUUGACUGCAUCACAAGAAAGAAUCGAGCGCCAAAAGUCAUGCGCAAGAACCAACUUUCAAAUGUACCAUGA